GGAUAUCGCAAAACAUCGUCGGCGACCGGACAAUUUUUGAAUUUCAUCCACUAUACAGUUUAUAUAUACCUAUUAUUAUUAUACUACUUAAGUGUGUAGUAACUUUCGAUCGUGACUUCAUUGUGUAUUAUGAAAUAACACGAACAUAUUUUCUUAAUAGAUAAUAUAGUCAUUUAUUAAAUACUGUAGUCUAUAAGCGAUAUUACUGGACAGUCAGUAUAUUAUAGAUCUAUAAAAAGAUUUUUAAAAAAGGUGACAUACGAUUUGUCAUGAUUUCUUUACAAGAUCUCCAAGACUAAUUUACUAUAUAUUUUGGCUGUUGGUUAAAAAUGUCUGGCCAAAUCAAGCCAAUAAAUAAAUUGGACGUUCAUAAAAUAUGCUCUGGUCAGGUGGUAUUGAACUUGGCUACAGCAGUAAAGGAGUUAAUAGAAAACAGUUUAGAUGCUGGAGCCACUUCAGUUGGAAUAAAACUAAAAGAAUUUGGUAAAGAUUUGGUAGAAGUAACAGAUAAUGGAGCUGGAGUUCAUCCAGACAAUUUUGAAGGACUUGCUUUAAAACACCAUACAUCCAAAAUUCAAGAAUUUGCUGACUUGACUUCAGUAGAAACAUUUGGUUUUCGGGGAGAAGCAUUGAGCUCAUUAUGUGCUUUAAGUGAUGUAACAGUGACCACUAGACAUUCAUCACAAGAGUGUGGAAUUAAGUUAGUGUUUGAUCAUUCAGGAAACAUUAAAUUGAAAGUCCCUUUUGCUAAACAAAUUGGAACAACUGUUACUUUAUCGAAUUUAUUUUCUUCAUUACCUGUAAGACAUAAAGAGUUUCAUCGAAAUUUAAAAAAAGAAUUUGGAAAAAUGAUCCAAGUUGUGACUGGUUACUGUUUAGUUGCUACUCAAGUGAAAUUAUCGUGUGUUAAUCAAACAAAAUCUUCGAACAAUGUUCUUCUAUCAACACAUGGUAGCAACACAGUAUUAGAAAACAUAUCAUGUAUUUAUGGUUCUAAACAAGCCAAUAGCUUAUUAGUUUUAAAAAAAGUCAUUCCUGCAGAUGAAGUAGACGAUAUAUCAAAUAUUUUUGAACUUGAUGGUUAUAUAUCUAGUUGUGACCAUAGUGGAGGCAGAAGUUCUAAGGAUAGACAAUUUUAUUUCAUUAAUUCAAGACCAUGUGAACCUUUAAAAGUUAUAAAAACAGUUAAUGAAGUUUACCAUCAAUACAAUCAAAAUCAAUAUCCAUUUGUCUACUUGAAUAUAACAAUUGCAAGAACUGAAAUAGACAUUAAUGUGACACCUGAUAAAAGACAAAUAUUUUUGUCAAAUGAAAAUUGCUUAGUCUCAAUAAUUAAAGCUAGUUUAAAUAGAUUGUUUGAAAAUAUUCCAUCUACUUACAAGAUUAAUACACAGUUGUAUGAAUCAAUCUCAACUAAAAGACCAUAUGAAUCAACUACAGAAAGUAAAAAUUGUAAAUUACUGAAAUUGGAUGCAAGUAAUGAUUAUGAAAGUAAAGAAGCACCUAGUCAUUCAGAACAAAUUAAAGCUAAACUUAAUAGAUGGAAAUCUGAUAAAUCUAAAAUAGCAGCUGUUCCUGAAACUAUAGAUAAAUUUUUUAAAUCAAAAGUUGAGCAUAUUGAUGAUGUUCAAAAAAAUAAUAUUGAAGAACUAAUAGAAAACAAAGUAUCCAAUAGUCCAUUAAAGUGUACUGACACUAUUAAAAUCAAUGACAAAGAUGAAAAUACUGAUAAACAGAAACAAGAAAAGAUUAAAAAUGAUGAAAAAAAUUUCACAUAUAUAAAUAAUUCAGAAAGUAAAAAUAUUGAAUUAAUUGAAUAUUCUAUUCAUAAUUCAAUUAGUGAAAAUAUAAAUGAUAAUACAUUUUGUUUAAAUAAUGUUACUGAAAAAUCAAAUACUGAAGUAGACAUUAAAUACGAUUCAAUAAAGACGAGUGAAGUUAAAAAUGUAUCUAUUGAAGAUAUUAAUACUUAUUGUGAAUUAUCAAAAAUAAAAACUAAUUCUAGCAUAGAAAUAGACACUUCUAUAGCACCCAAGAAAAGAAAAUUUGCAGUAGUUGAAACUAACCUUGAACAAAUUAAACAAAGGCUGAGAAAUUUAAGAUUUCAAACAUCUGAAAAACAGAAAAUAAAAACAAGAUUUUAUGCAACUAUUGAUCCAAGUAAAAAUCAACAAGCUGAGGGUGAAUUAAGUAGAGAAAUUUCUAAAGAUAUGUUUUCUAAAAUGAAUAUAAUUGGCCAAUUUAAUUUGGGUUUCAUCAUUACCAAACUUGAUGCUGAUUUAUUUAUAGUUGAUCAACAUGCCACUGAUGAAAAAUAUAACUUUGAAACAUUACAAAAUAAAACUAAAAUCACAAGCCAAAAAUUAGUGGUACCUCAGCAGUUAGAAUUAACUGCUGUUAAUGAAAUGAUAUUAAUGGAAAAUAUACAUAUUUUUAAAAUUAAUGGAUUUGAAUUUCAGUUUCAGCAUGAUGCUGAACCAACAAAAAAAGUUAAGUUAACUAAGAUCCCAAUGAGUAAUAAUUGGAGUUUUGGUAAAGAGGACGUUGAUGAACUUUUGUUCAUGUUACAAGAUGCACCAAAUACUCUUUGUAGACCUUCAAGAGUUCGUUCAAUGUUUGCUUCUCGUGCUUGUCGUAAGUCAGUUAUGAUUGGUACAGUAUUAAACUUGAGUGAUAUGAGAAAACUUAUUGACCACAUGGGAGAUAUUGAACAACCUUGGAAUUGCCCUCAUGGAAGACCAACAAUGAGACACUUAGUAAACCUCUCAUUAUUAAAUGUUAAUAGGGAAUGAAUACAUACUUUGAGAAUAUUAUUUUUUUACCAGUACAUAAAAAAUAUGAUAACACAAUAGAUCAUAAAGAUUUAUAAAAACAAA
Rhopalosiphum padi (bird cherry-oat aphid) is the source of this 2876-nucleotide messenger RNA. It is a transcript of the gene Pms2, whose product is annotated as mismatch repair endonuclease PMS2. The coding region runs from base 330 to 2792 and encodes 820 amino acids. Gene Ontology annotation, molecular function: mismatched DNA binding; ATP-dependent DNA damage sensor activity; ATP binding. NCBI's taxonomy places the organism in Eukaryota, Metazoa, Arthropoda, Insecta, Hemiptera, Aphididae. Gene Ontology annotation, cellular component: MutLalpha complex. The record is from RefSeq and is a predicted model, not a curated record. The transcript is spliced from 15 exons. Gene Ontology annotation, biological process: mismatch repair.